UGGAAAAACCUGGAAACCCUAGAGGGCACUUGUAUAUAACGGUGUGAAACCCCGCUUCGCUUUCUCUGCUUCACCGUUUCUCCUCGCUCGCUGAUCGCCACUGCAAGCUUCUGGAUAUGGAGCUUUGUACAGUUCAGGCUAUGUUCAAACUUUCCCAUAACAAUGCCUUUUGCACUGCGAUUCCUCCCGAUUCCCAUCCCCUUCCUAAACCCUUCCUUUCUCUCAGAAAAACCCCAGUGAUUAGAACUGCGGAUAACAUGCUAUCUCGUUCAACUUCCUUACUUUACGUGUCACCGAGGGCAAAAUUAUCGGAUGAAACAUCUGGUGGGCCAAGCCAAUAUUUUAAUGAGAAACCAGACCGUGCAAUAAUUAUGGAGGAUGUUAGAACAACCGAAAAUAAUGCAUUCAGUGGAAAUGUUGCAGAUGAAGAAACAAAAGAAGAAUCACCCGUGCAUGAGUCUGCGCAGCCAUUUGAUUUUGCUGAGAAGCUUGAUAGUAUAAAGUUUGACUUAGAUGAUACGGGUUCUAUUAUCUUGUAUGGUGGUGGUGCUGUAAUUGCCUUGUGGCUAACGUCGGCUGUUGUUGGUGCUAUUGAUUCUAUCCCAUUGAUUCCCAAGUUGCUGGAAGUAGUGGGCCUUGCAUAUACUCUAUGGUUCACUUCCCGUUAUCUUCUCUUCAAGAAAAAUAGGGAUGAGCUGGCCAUGAAAAUAGAGGAGCUCAAGGCACAAGUCCUGGGUUACGAAGACGACUAGUCGUUCUGACAUUAGCUUUCCUCUUCUAGGUGGGUUGUUCGUUGGUACAUUGAAGCCAAGAUUAUUUCGCCGUUCCUCGGUGCGUUUAAUGGCCACCUUGCUGU
Prosopis cineraria is the source of this 856-nucleotide messenger RNA. RefSeq names its product protein CURVATURE THYLAKOID 1D, chloroplastic-like. Lineage: Eukaryota; Viridiplantae; Streptophyta; Magnoliopsida; Fabales; Fabaceae. Bases 117 to 752 code for a protein of 211 amino acids. The transcript is spliced from 6 exons. The record is from RefSeq and is a predicted model, not a curated record. Gene Ontology annotation, cellular component: thylakoid; chloroplast thylakoid membrane.